AUAGGGGGCAGCAACUCGUAGUCGAGUCUCUAAACGCGGAAAGAAGCGACGAACAUAGACGCUCAGUGAUGUGCCGCUUCAAAGUGCAACUGAUAUUAUUAAAAAUAAACUAAAUGUCGAAAUGCCAGGGCAAUUUUACCUUCGCACAUUUCUUUCUUUUCUACCUUAAAAGCAGGGCGUGUAGUUUUAUAACUGUUAUUCCCAUCAGUUUACUCUGUUCGUAGCCAGUAUCAGGCAUGCUAAGCGUUUGCUAACUUGCGCAGUGAUUGUCUCUCGAGUAAAGGUACCAGUGCACAUAACCUUCAGUUUAACUCAUUGUAUGAUGGAGAUCGCGUAUGUUUGCGAGUGGGAGAAGAGACCCAAGAGCAACCACUGCCCGUCGAUCCCUCUGGUGUGCGCCUGGUCCUGUAGAAACCUCAUCGCCUUCACCACUGACCUGAAGAAUGAGGAGGAUGACAAAGAUCUGAGUCAUAUGAUACACGUCAUUGACACUGAUCACCCCUGGGAUGUGAACUCCAUCAACUCUGGUCACACUGAGGUCAUUUCCUGUCUGGAGUGGGACCAGUCAGGUUCGAGGCUGUUGUCUGCUGAUGGAGAUGGCCAGAUCAAGUGUUGGGGAAUGACAGAGCACCUGGUGAACAGCUGGGAGUGCACACAGAGCAGCUCAGUGGACGGAGACCCCAUCGUAGCCCUCUCAUGGUUACACAAUGGAGUUAAACUCGCCCUGCAUGUUGAAAAGUCUGGCUCUACGAACUUUGGAGAGAAGUUUUCCCGGGUGAAGUUCUCUCCCUCUCUCACGUUGUUUGGUGGGAAGCCCAUGGAGGGCUGGUUAGCAGUGACGGUGAGUGGUCUGGUGACCGUGUCACUGUUAAAGCCGAACGGGACCCUGCUGACGGCCAGCGAGAGCCUGUGCAGGCUGAGGGGCCGCGUGGCGCUGGCUGACAUCGCCUUCACGGGCGGCGGGAAUAUAGUGGUGGCGGCCACCGAUGGCAGCAGCUCUUCUCCGGUGCAGUUCUAUAAAGUGUGUGUGAGCGUGGUGAAUGAGAAGUGCCGCAUCGACACCGAGCUCUUACCCUCGCUAUUCAUGCGCUGCACCACCGACCCCGUCCGGAGAGACAAAUACCCCGCUGUCACUCACCUUAAAUUCCUCACACGCGAAAACUCCGAACAGGUGCUGCUCUGUGCGUCCAGUCAGAUGGGCAGCAUUGUAGAGUGCUGGUCCCUGCGGAAGGAGGGUCUCCCAGUUAAUAAUAUCUUUCAACAUCGAUCACCUGUGGUGGGUGAAAAGCAGCCAAUGAUUCUGAAGUGGCGUAUCCUCUCAGCGACCAAUGAUCUGGACCGUGUGUCUGCUGUCGCUCUGCCCAAACUUCCCAUCUCCAUUUCGAACACUGAUCUCAAAGUCGCCUCAGAUACCAAGUUCUUCCCAGGCCUCGGUCUUGCCUUGGCCUUCCAUGAUGGCAGCAUCCAGAUUCUCCAUCGCCUUUCCCUACACACCAUGGGAGUGUUCUACGGUUCCUCUGGUUCCUCCCAGCGUGUCGGAGAAGAACCCGCCAUUAAACGUCAGAGAGCUGGCGGCCCGACGCUGCACUUCAAAGCCCUUCAGUUCUCCUGGACAUCUCUGGCUCUGGUGGGAGUGGACAAUCAUGGCAAGUUGCACAUGAUCCGAGUGUCUCCAUCCAUGGGCCAAUUGUUGGACAUGAACACACUCCUGCGGCACCUGCUGUUCCUCCUGGAGUACUGCAUGGUGACGGGAUAUGACUGGUGGGACGUGCUGCUGCACGCGCAGCCAAGUAUGGUGCAUAACCUUCUGGAAAAGCUUCACGAGGAGUACAUGAGACAAAACCAAGCGCUCCAGCAGGUUUUGUCCACCCGUAUAGUGGCAGUAAAGGCGUCUCUGUGUAAACUGUCAUCUGCCACUGCAGCAAGAGCCUGUGACUUCCACGCCAAACUGCUCCUCAUCGCCAUCAGCUCCACGCUGAAGUCUUUACUGAGACCUCAUGUGCUCAACACCCCCGACAAGAGUCCUGGAGACCGUCUCUCUGAGAUCUGUGCCAAAAACACUGACACCGAUAUUGAUAAGGUGAUGAUUAAUCUGAAGACAGAGGAGUUUGUUCUGGACGGACCACCCCUGCAAUCCCUCCAGCAGCUCAUUCAGUGGGUGGGAGACUUUGUUCUUUAUCUGCUGGCCAACCUGCCCAACCAGGGUUCUAUCGUGCGUCCAGGGUUUGGGUUCCUGCGGGACGGUGCGUCUCUGGGCAUGCUCAGAGAGAUGCUGGUGAUGAUCCGUAUCUGGGGCCUGUUAAAACCAGGCUGUUUGCCCAUCUACACGGCCACAUCUGACAACCAAGACAGCAUGUUUCUGCUCUUCCGCCUGCUCACCAAACUUUGGCUUUGCUCUCGAGAUGAGAGUCACCCGCAGGACCCUGAUGAGACGUUGAUUGAUGAGUGCUGUCUGCUGCCCAGUCAGCUCCUGGUACCCAGCAUGGACUGGCUGCCCAUCAACGACGGUGUUAUCACUAAGGUCCAGAGCAAACACCCGCUCAGACUGCAGUUCGGCAAACCGUACACCCUGCCCGGAGUCAACCCUAACACACAGGUGGAGGUGUUCAGAGAACCAGCAUCUCAGAGGAUGGACCACCUGCGAUGUUUACAUUUGGGCAUCUCUCCAACAGAGGACAGCAAAGCCUGCACCAGGUGUGGCUGUGUCACCAUGCUGAGAUCCCCAAAUAAAACCAAUGCCAUGAGACAGUGGGAGCAGCGCUGGAUCAAGAACUGUCUGUGUGGAGGUCUCUGGAGAAGAAUCCCCUCCACACUAACAUAAGGACCGGACCGCCUGAAUACUGGGAAAGUGUUCAACCUGCACGGUUCUCUUAUUCUGAACAUCGGAUAGAUCUAUACAACAAAGCAACCUUUAUUUUCUUAGAAACAUGUUCUGGUUUUCUCCCAGCUACAGUGUCUUGCGAGAGAGUGAAUAAUGUCUUAUUUUCUUUGCUGUUGUAAAUAUGAACCAUGCAUUUUGUUUUGUAAUGUUGUAGUACAUAAUAAACGUUUUUGUAAUGUAA
Messenger RNA from Cyprinus carpio (common carp), 3062 nucleotides. It is a transcript of the gene med16, whose product is annotated as mediator complex subunit 16. The coding region runs from base 320 to 2821 and encodes 833 amino acids. Gene Ontology annotation, biological process: positive regulation of DNA-templated transcription. Gene Ontology annotation, cellular component: mediator complex. The record is from RefSeq and is a predicted model, not a curated record. Gene Ontology annotation, molecular function: protein binding. The transcript has 14 exons. NCBI's taxonomy places the organism in Eukaryota, Metazoa, Chordata, Actinopteri, Cypriniformes, Cyprinidae.